Molecule: messenger RNA, 7431 nt
Organism: Pocillopora meandrina
Lineage: Eukaryota; Metazoa; Cnidaria; Anthozoa; Scleractinia; Pocilloporidae
Source: the annotation of a GenBank genome assembly
AGAAGGACAGUGAAGAUGAAAAGAAACAUGAAAAGCUCCUCAAGGAGAUCAGAUCCUUAUCUUCCAGUGGGAAAAAGAGGUAUAUGAAGGGUAACCCUCCAACUCUCAGAAGUGAUUAUCAUGUAACUUCUCCCCUAUAAUAUUCAUUCAUUGUCUGGCAAACAGGUAAUGAGAAUACUCAAACUUAUCAAGAAGAAGUUUGUAUCUUGAUCUAACACCAAAUUCUUACAACCUAUUUACUAGGAAAUGCAUAGCAACUAGAGGGGAGAAUUAACAAUCAGAUCUCAAAGGGUUAAUUGUUUCAAAAAGUAAACUAUUUUAGGUUCUCCUCUGGCAAAAUGGGUCGUUGCUCCUUGUCCUACUCGUAGCCCAUAUAAAAGUAAGGAAAGAAACCCUCUCAGUUUGCACUGAACUUACACUGUAAACAUUUUGGUGAUGCAAGAAACAAAGAGUCACCGUGACUGACAUAAAUCUGAAACUUCUGUAAAUAUAGAACCUUGGGAAGAGAGGGGAAUGAGAGGGCCUGAAAAUGAAGUCAUCCUAUAGUCAGAUUGUGUGCAUUUAUAGAUAUUUCACUUACUAAUAAAUGAGCCUUCUAGAUUUGGUAGCUGGUUCUGGUAGAGAAGUACACCAAAGGGAUUGACCAGACAGAGUGCUUAAACCAUAAAUUUGUUUCAUUUCAUUAUACAGUUUUGUUGCAUGCUCCAGGUACCUCAAAUAUCUAAUCUUUCACUUUAAUAUAUACAUGAUUGUAUGUCUUGACUGACUUAGGGUUGCAUCACAACGAUCAGAGCCACAUAAACAGGUGUCAGAGUUUCAUCUCAGUUCUGUUCAAGGUAAUUAUGAAUAUUGACCAUUACAAAGAAUUUUUCCAGUGCUCUCUUUCCUGAUCACCAAGAGUUUUCACUAGUUUUAAGAAAAUAGUGAUUUCCUUUUCUUUAAGAAGGCGACAAGUGCUCAUAAACUCAGAGUUAAUUGUGAUUGUUUGCGUUGUUGUUUGAGUAUCAUUGACAGAUACAAUGCAACUUGUUUUUUUUCUUCUAAGAUGGCACACAACAAGUUGAUCUGAAUGAUCUUAUUGGGUCCUUGAACAACACAAAUGAGUAUGGAAGUCUCAAGAAAAAGUUGGUGAGAAAAUUGUUCAAAAUUUUUUUAGAAUUCCCACAGCUCCUGUAGUUGGAUGUUAGUGCAGUGGUUUGAUGCAUCACUUGUUUCUCCUUUACUUUAGGACAGUAUGCAGAGGAAUUCAAAUAUCCUUGAUGUUCCUCUGCCAAAACCAGAAGUACAGAAAGUAAGUAAAAUGUCAAAUCUUCUCAUCAGGUGGAAACUAAAAGUUUGUCUUAAUCUGGAAAUCAGUUUUCAAAUAGAACAAAAAGAUAUAUGUUCACACUAAUCAGACAGUCAGAGCAGAGUGUGUCUUUGAUGUAUAAAUUAAGGUGACAAUUAAACAGUAAUUUUCUUUUCUUUUUUUUUUUAGAUUCAGCGCACAAUAGCGUAUGGAGAAACCAAAAAAGAUAUUGAAAAAUGGGCGCCCACUGUGAAAAAGAAUAGAGAGGUACAUAACUUAAGUUUGAGUCAUAAUUUCAUCCAUUCAUAGAAUUUCUACAAUCAUAAUCUAAUGGAGGGUUAUUUGAAUCUUGUCAUUAGGCUGAACAUUUAUCAUUUCCACUGAAACCAUACACACCACCUGUACUGUCACUGAGUGGAUUGGCGGUGAAGUUCAAGGUAAUUGUGAUAUGCGGUGUCACAUUUUUAUGUUCUGUUCAGCUGUUGGGGUUUUCAUUCUUAUUCUGAAACCAUAGAUCACUAUCAUAAGGGCUUUGAGUUGAGUAGAUUCACCAAGAUUGUUUCUAAGCAAUUAUGUGUAUUAAAGUGUAGUUUGUCACAGUUAGGUAUUGUAUUUCAUAUCUUCCUGUUUUAUUAUCAAAUUACAACACUAUCUUUGGCAAAGAUGGGCCCAUGCAGUAUUUACUACUUGUUGCACUUUUGUUGUCAGGUGUGGCAUAAGGGCAGCCACCCCUUUUUACAAAGGGUAGCUCCCCUUGUGCCUCAUGUGGCAACAGUGAUGUCAUUUUGGAAGGAGAUGGCAAAGGGUAAAAGUUGUCUCAAUUUAAUUGCAUAAUUAAGACAUAAUAUGAGGUAGCUCCAAGGAGCCUUUUAAACAGGACACUGCUGUAUGCAAGUACACUGCAAGCUUUAUUUUUUUUCUUAUUUGCUAAUUAGAGUUAGAAAGGCAUUCUUUGAGUGGGGGGCUGGGAAGAUUUUUUUUAUUUUUUUGGCCCUACCCUUUUACAGAAGGGUACAAGUAACUUCUGAUAUAGCAUGUUGGCUCAAUGUCAAAGAUGAUCGUAAUUGAACUGACCCACAAGGAGAGUAGAAAAGGAUAGUCAAGAUUAGAUUAGAAUAGAGUGUUGCUUGAUUGGAUAUCUGGUUAUUGUGGCAGAAAAGACCAUGACUGAGAUUUUUCGACAAAUUAAGUAACAAAGAUUCUAGUUGUUGUCAAAAUUUCUGGUAGCCUUCUGUUUUGCCCAUUUUAGUCAAGACAGUCAAAUUGUAAAAAAAGGUUCAUAAGGGUCAAUAAAGUAAGGUAGAUCCUAAGGCAUCAUGUGCUCAAUAAUUGCUCCUUCCCCCAUGCUAGUCUGUAGCAAGUUCCCUCUCAGCUUUGCGUCUAGUUUCUGUUCAGAUUACUAGUCUACUUUCUGUUCAGAUUACUAGUCUAGUUUCUGUUCAGACAACUACAUUCAUUUUUAUGCAUUUAUUGGAGUGGGAGUGCUUUUUCGAAUGAGAGUGCUUGCUUAAUAGAAAUGCUUUGUUAUUGAGGGGGUGCUUAUUAGAGAGGGAAUGUUUAUUGGAAGGAGGGUGCUACGUGAUAUCAUUACAGUAAUCGGUGAGAUUUUUGAGUCUUUAUCAAACUCGUUAUUAAAAAAAAAUUAAAUUUAAAGAAUGCUAUUUUGAAUGAGCUUUUAAGCAAGGUAAUAAAUACUAAUUUUUCUAUGGGUUCUUUGUUCUAAAUUAUUAUUCAGCCUCGCACUCCCCUGGAGGAAGAAGUUGCUGCAGUUCUGAGGGGGAGCAGUCAUGUUCUUGAGCGAAGGAACAAGGAGCUGACAGAAGAAGAAGAGAAAGCAUUACUUGGCAUGGAUUUAGAGGAGGUAAGGCAGAAUGAUACAAUUACUAGAACAUUACUAGAACCAAGACAGAAUUUCUCCUUGAGACAAUUUUUUCCCAGAGAAAAACUAGAUAUGACACAAUCAAGACAGUUACUGCCUAGUUGCAAAUAGAGGCUUUACUUACUGUUUAAGGCAAAACAUCUGACAUCUCAAAUUUGGGCAGUUUGGAGUGAUACUUGACAUGCUGCCAAAUUAUAUCUUUUUCAGGCAAAGGAGAGAAGACAUGAAUUACAGAAGCUACGAGCACUGCAGUCUUAUUAUGAAGCAAAGUGUCGUAGGAUGAAGAAAAUCAAAAGCAAAAAGUAGGUUUCUUUUUUUGAGAUUUAUUAGAACUCUUAUUUGCCUAAUCUACUUCCUUCUCAGUUUUUUGAAUUGAAUAUUAUAUUUCAUGUUAACAGUAGAUAUCAUUGGGUAAAACAACAUUGAAAAAAGUAAUUUUUAUUUUAAAAAAAACAAAACCCAACAAACCCAAAAAAAAAAAAAGAGAUAACCUUUAAGUGGUGUAGUAGUUUGUGUGCUAGUUUGCAGCAAUUCUUUAGAAUGUCAAUAAUGGUCCUCCUCAACCUUCAACCCCUAAGAGUGAUGAGCAUCUAAUUUCUCUGUACAAUAUCACCACUGAAUUAUACUUUAAGGUCUUGAGAAUAAAGGAAAUGAUCACCAGCUAGAGAUAGCCUGAUUGUUAAACAAAUUCUCCUUGUCAGCACUGCAGAAAAUGUUUAGGGAGUAGUAUGGAGAAUAUGCAUACUAUGUGUUAAAGGUUGAGGAAGAUUGGUUGUAUAUAAGCAAAAAGUAGGUUUCUUAUUGAGAGAUUUAUUAUAACUCUUACUUGCUUAAAGAGCUAUCUACUUCCCUAUCAGCAGAGCUGACAGUUUACAUGACAACAGUGUAAUAUGUGGUGCUGAGUUCUAUUUCGAUAAGAAUCAAUGUUUAUAGCAUCCAGCAAAGAUAACCCAGCAAUGACAUAGAAGGCAGAGUUUAUCUUGGUUCCUCAACAUGAAGCAAUUAGGAGUAUUACUAACUCUGCAUAGGAUACCAUAAUUGUUCAUUGGUUAGCAGUUUUGUGAAUUGAAUGUUAUAUUUUGUGUUAAUGAUAGAUAUCAUCGGGUAAAACGGAAAGCUGAGAAACGUGCAGCUGAAAAAAAAGCUGAAGAAGAUCCUCAGGCAGAAGAUGAUAAAGACGCUUUGGAAAAAGUUGAAAAACUAAGAGCUGAGGUGAUCAUUUUCCUUCUGUUCCAGUGUUUGUUAAGUUCCCUACACUGUGACUUACUGACAUGCAAUGUGUCCGCACAAUUUUGAUUAAUUAGAUUGGCUAUACUUAUUAGUCAGGGGUAGCUGAUCUGAUACCAAAUUUUCUGAAGUUAUUUACAAGGAAAUGUUUAGCAACUGGAAGGAAGAAAAACUAAUCAAUUCUUGUAUUCUUAGGAACGUAUGUCACUCAAACAUCGGAAUACUUCAAAGUGGGCCAAGCACCUCAUAACUAAAGCAGGAAAGAAUGCAGAUGUAAGUUUUUUGGUCCAGGUUUAUUAAUGUUUCCAUCGUUAAUCUUCAUACUUUCCAGUUCUUCAUUUUCAAGCAAACUUUGUGAACCUCUCCUAACUGUUUUUUUUUUCAAUUAUUUUGGUUAUCAGGCUAAGAAAUUACUGCAAGAACAACUACGUAUCAGCCGAAACUUGACACAGAAAGCUGCAGAGUCAGAAAGUGAUGAAGAAAUGGAGGCACCAAUGCAAGAGCCAGGUUUGGAAGAUAAUGAAGAGGAAUCAGACAGUUAUGGAAAUCUUGUUACUUCUGAGGACAAUCCAUGGAAGCUUGACACAAGUGGGGCAGGAUUUCAUUCAUUAGAAACUUCAAACAACGUCGACAAUGGUAAUUUUUAUUUAAGAAAAAAAACAAACAAACAAAAAAAGAGAUAACCUCUAAUUGAUGUAGUAGUUUGUGUGCUAGUUUGCAGCAGUUCUUCAGAAUGUCAAUAAUGCUCCUCCUCGACUCUUCAACCCCUAAGAGUGAUAAGCAUCUAAUUUCUCUGUACAAUAUCACCCCCAAAUUACACUUUAAGGUCUUGAGAAUAAAGGAAAUGAUCACCAGCCAGAGAUAGCCUGAUUGAUUAAACAAAUUCUCCUUGUCAGCACUGCAGAAAAUGUGUAGGAAGUAGUAUGGAGAAUAUGCAUACUAAUGUGUUAAGGGUUGAGGAACACUGGUUGUAUAUGAGGCAAUAGUAAGAGUAUUCCUAAUAGUUUUAAACCUUUGACUCCUCUGACGUAGUUCUUAUUAAAGCUUUCUUGCGCUGUCAAGCAAACAAAGAAUAACACAUUUAAUAGUCCUUUCAUCCUACCCUGAUAUAACACGAAUUCUCAAGAUUGGGCAACAGAGAAGUGUGUCAUUGUAGGCGAGAAAAAUAUAUGGCCAGCCUUUGAAGUACUCUAUUCAUGUGUUACUGUGUUUAGCAUAGAAAAUUUUGAAUACGUUAUGUUUGAUUACAGCGGAAGAAGAACAGUACAUAAAAUUUUAAGCUAACUCAUCAAGAAGAAUUAGUCCAAACUUUUGCUUUUAACAUAGCUCAGAAAAUGGGAAUUUUGUAUAAGCACAUUACUUUUGCCCGAUGAGUUUACUCGAUACGUUAAGAAGAAUGUUAAAUUACCUUUUUCAGAUUCUUCUAUCAAGCUCCACCGGCUUCAGCCAAUCAGAACACAGGAGGCAGAUAAUGAGGAUGAGGAAGAUUCAGAGCAACUUGAUGUUCAUGAGAGGGAGACUGAGGAAGAGUUUGAAUUACAACCGGUCAGUGUCACUCAGAGAUCCACAAAGAAAACAAAGAAACAACACUUUGAAGAGGCGAAAAUCAGAAAAAAGCGGAAACCCAAAGACACUGGGGACGAAGUGACCGUAAAAAAGAAAAAACAAUCUGAGAAGUCGAAAAGAAACUCUAAACAUAUUCUUAAUGAAGCGAAAAAGAGUCGUUCUAAAACUCAACACGAGAUAAAGAUGGUUAAUAUCUCUGAGGAUACGAAAGAUGAUGGAACAGGCAGCACUGGUCAGAGAAAUUCCUUUACGAAUGGAAAACGUGCUGGAAACGAUGCAAGUGCUGAAACAGUGAACUCAAAAUCAAAAGAAAUUCGUGUGGACCCGACAAAAAUUUUUAGAAUCGAGGAUCAAGGAAAUGUUGGCAAGGAUAUUGAGAGUGAUUCCCUUCAACAGAAGCGAAUCGAUAUUCAGCAAGCGUUCGCCAAUGAUGAUGUUGUAGAAGAGUUUAUUCAGGAAAAGAAGGAGAUAGAGGAGGCUUCCACACCAAAAGAUGUAGACCUGAGUCUGCCUGGUUGGGGAAGCUGGGCUGGGGCAGGUAUAAAACCAUCUGUGAAAAAAAAGGAGAAGUUUAUCAAGAAAGCCGACCCAGCCCCUCCCCGGAAGGACAAGAAUUUGGCGCACGUGAUUAUUAAUGAAGAGAAGAGCCAGUUGUUCAGUAGGAAUCAGGUAAGGCUCGAUUUUAGGGAAGUUUUCAAUUGGGAAGGGGGGGGGGGGGCGUCGAAGUAAUUAGCGAUUAAGUUGGUCCCUAGAGCGAUUUUCAUUGGAGUGUUGAAAGUAAUCGGAGGUUGGUCAGAUGUAUGACCAAAACCAAUCACGACUUUGUCGCCUGCGCUUUAGGCAGUUUGGUUGUCAUUAACGAAAGUUCUUAUUAGUUUUUCAAAGUAUUCCUUUCUUCUGAUUCGUCGUCGUCAUGUCUUUAUUCACCCAUUGAUUUGUUCAAAAAACUCCCGCCAUCUUCUCAACUAACUUGGUCACUCGCGUUUUCCCGCGUCUCAGGCAGUUUCACUUUACUUUGAUAUCCCUUUGGCUCCUCGAUGAGAUGUUAACUGCUAGUCGGAUCGCAAGUCUUGGGCCCUCCUCCUUCUUUCUUCCAGAAUUUCUUAUAGGCAGUUAGGAAGUGACAUCUCAAAUCCCUUUUACUCUCUUUCAGGUUUCCUCGGUUCCCCAUCCUUACGGAAACCAUGUACAGUUUGAAAGGAGCGUGCGGAAUCCUGUGGGUAAGCACUGGAACACAAGCACAACUUUCAAUCAACUGACAAAACCACGUGUGUCGACUCUCAUUGGCACGAUUAUAGAGCCCAUGAAAGCGACUAAAGAAAUCAAGCGGAGCCAUCCGGAAGACAGGAAAAACAAGAAGUUGAAAGGAACCUCAGGAAUUGCAAUGCACAGCUGACAAAGAGAACUGUGUUGACUGAUAACGUACAUAUUAAGAUACGGAAAUAAAUAAAUAAAUUAAUGAACAACAGGC